AUGAGAGGGUCAAAGAGACUCGCCUGGUGCUUCACUAUACCGCACUGGUCCAGCGCCGCCCCUCCAAGCAAAGGACUGGCAGAUUUCCAAGGCCCAGCGCCGGAAGAAACAGCCACCCAUUUCUGCCCGAGUCCCGUCCCCUUUAAUUGCAAAAUAAUUGAAUGCAUUAUCCGGCGAUGGCACGCAUACCAUGGGAAACCCCACGGGGAUGGAUACAGGAAAGGCUCGCCAUCCUUCCCAGAGACGAUCAACAUAGGCUACCACUACAACUAUCCAAUUUCACCACCGUCUUCGCCUAGGUCUUCUCCCCCGCCAGGCUACAAAGAUGCUUCGUCACAGGUCCCUGCCAAACAUGACCAUGGCCCUCCGGAACAUCCCCCCGGCAUAUCUGAGGAAAAGCUAUGGUGUUCGUCAUCAACCUGCGACAGUGACCGAGCAUCGGACACGGGCAAACCGACCCAGGAGGUACAAGGGGAGUCGGCCACGACACUACCCGUCACCACUGCGCCGGGCGACGAAAUGAACCUCAAAAUACCAAACUUAGUCAUAUCCAUUAGGGAGCAAUCCAAAGCUCUGUCCAAGAUCCUUGCCGAAGAUCAAGGGAGAGAUGAGAGCGAGAAAUACUGCGAGCACAUCAAAGAUGCUACCGACUGCUACAUCUCUACGGUGGAGGACGUCCUUGAACAUGUCAGGAGGGCAGAGAAGAGUCAAUGGAAGGAUUUAGAGGUAUAG
Molecule: messenger RNA, 732 nt
Organism: Clonostachys byssicola
Lineage: Eukaryota; Fungi; Ascomycota; Sordariomycetes; Hypocreales; Bionectriaceae
Source: the annotation of a GenBank genome assembly